AUGUGGAUUCGGAGCUUUUUAAUCGGCCGCUCUCAAGCCGUCCACGUCGGUGACCAACAAUCUGCCGAGGUUGCCGUUAAGAGUGGUGUUCCCCAAGGCUCUGUUCUUGGCCCUACACUGUUCCUCGUAUACGUCAAUGACUGCGCAAACGAACUGAAUUGCGAUGUCGCAAUGUUUGCUGAUGACAUAAAGAUCUGGACUACUAUACGAAACGAAGUUGACGAGGCGCGACUGCAGACAAGUCUGGACCACCUCGAGCAAUGGUCGAAAGACUGGCUUCUACCGUUCAACGUAAACAAGUGUACUUUCCUACGCGUCGGCAGAACCAGUUAUCCUAUCCACACGGUCUACCGUUUGACUGGCAAACCACUGCAAGAAGUCGACGCCCAGAAGGACUUGGGUGUAUGGAUCACAACCUCGCUUAAGCCUUCGCUGCAAUGUUCAAAGGUGGCCAUGUCGGCGAUGUCCAUGCUAUACCUUGUCAAACGGGCGUUCUCCUCCUUUGAUGAAGACUGCUUCGCCAAGGUCUUUCAAACUUUUGUGCGACCGCAUCUGGAGUUUGCUAUCCAAGCAUGGCGACCCUGGACCGCUAAAGACUUGGGCAUACUCGAAAAAGUUCAACGGCGAGCAACGAAACUUGUAUCUGGGCAGUGGUCACUACCCUACGAAACGCGAUUAGCUAAUCUUGACCUCUUUCCUUUGAGUUACAGACAGCUACGUGGGAACCUGAUACAAGCUUUCCGCAUCGUGCGCAAUCAGGGCUGCUGCCUCGCGUUUGGAGACUUCUUCGAGUUGGCGACUACGACUAACCUGAGAGGCCAUCCACUCAAACUGCGUGUGGCUGGUGUCCGGCUAGACACCCGAAAAUUCUUCUUCACCAACAGAGUGGUUGCAGCUUGGAAUGCCUUGCCUGAGGAUGUUGUUAUGUCAGGCUCGGUAGAUACUUUUAAAUGGAGACUAGAUCAGCAUUGUAGCGCGCACCACAAUAACGCCGGACUACGGACACCUUGACAGCCAACACGGACAAUUUAGUGUUAUAAUGAUGCUACUACCAACAUUAUGUUAUUUAUUAAGCCUGGGCCACGUCGCACACCGCUGUUCGCAUUCACCACGAUGCCUGUAGACUAAACAAUUUUACUUCUUUUCCCGUGUCUUAAGUGUGCCUCAACUGUCCGCUGUAUUUCGACCAACAAAGCAAGUUAAUGUGCCUCUAAACUCUGUUAAAGCAUGACAUUCUGUGUUCAUCUGUACAGUUUUUGCUAUUCCCCUCGCAUUUCUUUCAUGUUACUUCCUUUCCAUUUCCUCCAUAUAUAUCCUCUGCAUGUAACCAAUAGGGAUUUCAAAGGUACACACCUAAUUUCCCUGAAAUAUACUGAUACUGAUACUGAUACAACCAAACGUUUAAUCAAGCCCAAUGCCACCUCAGACCCGUAAUUGAUUUCGCAUUCGGAUGCCACCAGCACUCUUGUUCCAUAUAUUGAUAAGGCAAUGUAGCGCAUACAGGAAAUUUCGGUGGCACCUGGGACCGAUGACCACAUUAUCAGCAUCCGACGCAUGCCAGCCCCAACGCGUCCAUCCAUGACCACUGACCAUGACUGCGAACGACUGCGCACUUAACACCGCAACAGAACCGGAUAUGUGAUGGAGCCUGAACCUUUUCCCAGACGGCUGUGCAAAUCCGUGCUGACCAUCAGCACGGAUAAACCGGGGGCCAUGUAUCAGCCGUCACUCCACACUGAAUUCAACGUUCCUCGCAUCACUGUCAACGGCACCCAACUGAAGCAGUGCUCUUAAGUAGCAGUAAACUCGGCUAUGAAGCCGCACAAUGGGUCUUUAAAUCCAGCCAGGCAUCCAACCGGCUGCAGUAGUCAGCGCGGAAUCGCGACGGCCUUCAUCUGAACACCAAACUCAAGAUGUACAGUGCGAUGUACGGGACGGAGAUCUGGAUUGUCUACGUGAACCAAGCGCAGAAGCUCGAUCACUUCCGCCUCAGAUCUCUCGGGAAAAUACCAGAUCUGAGGUGGCCGGACAGGAUCCCGUACACGAAAAUCCUGGAACGGACCAGAAUCAGCGGCUGAGGCAACUGCAACUACAAUAGAGCGGCCACAUCGUAAAGAUAGACAAAAACAGUCCACCCAAGUGACUAUUGUACAGGGAUGUUGUUACUUAUGAUCUCGACAGGGAGGACAGGCAUGCUGUCACAAGAAAAUUCUGAAGAGUUCUCUGGGACAUUUUCAAAUCAACUCGAAGAUUUGGGAACACUUUAUCCAGGACUGAUAGGCCUGGAGAAUAGCAGUGAGGAUUGGAGCAGCAUUAUAUGAAGCCACGCACGUAGCCGUUGCUAAAAUGUCCCCAAUAUACGAGAUCGUCGUGGGUAAAACUCAUAUAUUGUUUACUUAAACUACUUACAUUCCAGAAGCAUUCAAGAGGUCAAACUUGAAAGAUAGGUCAGGUCGGCAGAAGUUAGAAAACGUCUUUAAGAAUGUCUUCAUGACAGCAAAAGAUAGGCAACAAAAGGGGUCGCAGUAAAGCCUCCUGCAACAGACUGAAAAACGAUAAUUGUUGUUAAAGCAUGAACCUGUAUACUGUGUUCGUUGCAAUAUGUUAUUUUCUAAAAGCCUGAACGAACAAUUACCGUUUUGGUAUCUGUGGACUUGUAGUGACAUUUAAGUCCGUUUUGUUUUAAUCAGUUACAAUACGCUUUGACACAACUUUGAAUAAGAAAAAGAACACGCACGUACACUUUUACCUGCUGACGACUUUGUUCUUAUUUACUAGUUUGUAUUUGUUGGGAUAAUGCUAUUUUCGUUUACCGGAUAGCCUACUCGCUGUGCCCAACUAGUGGGUUUGUCUCUUACACUGGUGAUCCUGUAUCGUUCAUAGCUCCUUCUGUUUAAUUUCUAUGCAUAACUAUUUCAAUUCGGAUUAAUCCUCACUCUAAUUUUUAUCGAUCAGCUUAUUCAUCUAGCCCUUAUUUGCUAUCCACACUGUCUCACCCUUUCAUCCUAUACGAGCGCUACCCUUCAGUCUCACCGUCAACGCGCCAGUCCUCUACCCCAUUUAUCUGACCUCUGAUCGACCUCGGCUAAUUAUGUCCAACGAUUCUACCAGCCAGCCGAUAGCCGGUAUUUACACCUUUGACCUGCCAUCCGUGUGGCUCGGUGACAUCGCGCUGUGGCUGCGCACUGUAGAGUCCCGUUUCGCCCUCCGUCAGAUCACACGAGAGGAUACGAAAGUUCACUAUAUUGUGGCAGCACUCCCAAUGGACAUCGCCACCUACCUCCGUGACAUCAUAGAUUGCCCGCCCACAGAAGCCCCUUAUACUGCCCUAAAGGAGGCUCUCAUUUCCCGCAUUUCCCUCUCAACGCAAAAACGUCUCCAACGUCUAAUUUCUGAGGAGGACCUCGGUGACAGGAAGCCUACGCAGCUUCUUAGGCGUUUGGAGCAGUUGGCAGACGGACAAAAGCUGGAUGCCACCAUGUUUAUGCAACUUUUCCUCCAACGGUUGCCUCCUUCUGUGCAAGCCAUCCUUGCGCCUAACAUUCCUUCAUCGACUGUUCAGAUGCUCGCGGAGACUGCUGACCGUAGACUCGAGUACUACCUGCCUCCUGUUACGGUUAACGUCGCUAGUCGAAGCACAACUGCCCCCACAAUCGAGGAUGUCGUCAAACGCCUGGAUGCCCUCACUCACGAAGUUUCCCAGCUCCGGGCCACUCGUGUCUAUAACCCUCGUAGUCCUGCAAUUUCUCGCCGCCCGAGAUCUCCCACUCCAAACAAACCUACAGCUGAUGGUUUCUGUUGGUAUCAUCACAAUUAUGGUUCUAACGCCCAUCGCAGCCACGCUCCGUGCAAGUAUAAAACACCCGCGUCGGAAAACUCCCCUGCCGACCAGUAA
This is a messenger RNA of Spirometra erinaceieuropaei, 3895 nucleotides long. The record is from the annotation of a GenBank genome assembly. Lineage: Eukaryota; Metazoa; Platyhelminthes; Cestoda; Diphyllobothriidea; Diphyllobothriidae.